Cladocopium goreaui is the source of this 1169-nucleotide messenger RNA. Lineage: Eukaryota; Dinophyceae; Suessiales; Symbiodiniaceae. The record is from the annotation of a GenBank genome assembly.
UGUUUUGCCAGCUGUGCAAGUGUCGGAAAAUUGUAACAUGGCCUCCAGCUUCACAUCCAUAUGCCGUUCGAGAUUCCGCUCUUCCUUGGCAUUUUGUAUAAUUUGCCGCCGAAAGCUGGAGAUUUCCCAGCACCAAAAAGACGACAGGAGGGAUCAAAACACGGACUGCUCGGCUGUCAGUUGGCUCAAACAUUUCACCACCGACUGGUGGGCCGGUAGCAAUGGCGACAGAUUCCGCAAGGCUAAAAUUGGAGAAGGUCUACCACUGGUUCGACACCUUCCACAACACCGAGCCCGAACGGCAUCCCGGGAAGACCGGAUGUUGCCUGACGCUGUUGAUGGUCCCGGCGGUGCUGAUCUACGGCAUUGUGUGGUUCGUGCAGCAUCAGCAGAAACCGCCAGUGGAGACCCUGGUGAUUGACUGGUCCAUCUCCUAUGGACCGUAUCCCAUGAAGGUGUCCUGUCACGAGGGAGCGAGUUGCUGGCUGUACCUCUCAGGUUGCGAAUCUGAAAGUUCAGGUAGAUGUAUUUCCCUGGCAGCCGGCCAAGAACUAGAGCUGCAGAUGUGCUACUCCCUAGCCGCCCGAGAAGGUCUCCAUGCAUGGUGGACGGGAAGCAGCAGUGGCAUCUCGAUCUAUUCGCAAGCGAAGAGCAUGUGGAUGAAGCAGGCCAUUGAGGCAGGACGUUCGUCCAUGACGUACGUGAAGACUGAGGACAAGACCAAAGAGUCUGGUGAGUGGGAGCGGCUGCGCCACGAGUGGUUCACCAUGUACUUGUCCUCUGAGGCCGCGAUUGGUAAAACCAUGAAGCCUUUGUUGCAGGAGCACCGAAGCGGUGCUUAUGCUGCUCAGAUCGUCAUGAAGCCGGAAUUCUAUGAAAAGACCCUGGAGAAACUAGAUUUCAUCGUCUCCCUGAUCGGAGAGGUGGGCGGUGCCUAUGGGAUCAUUUCAACGAUCUUCUUCGCCUUGUACAUUCUGCUCUGGAAUGUCGAGAAUGCGAACCAGAAGAGCCACGACCAAAGUCUACCAGUCACUGCACCAGCGCCUGUGGCCAUGGAGCCAGGGGCGGAGAUCACGACCACGCCCAAGGCGGAAGUGACUCCUCCACCACCAACGCGAAGUGCUACUGAUGACAUGAUGGUAGAGCAUACCAGGGAGGCAUUCGUGUGA